AUGACCCUUGCCAACUCGGACAUCUCUUACGACUCGUCGCUCGAAUACUUCGCCAAACUCUCCAACGCUGUCUUUGAUUCGCACUUUUAUGCCAUCUCACGCUGGGGACUCGCGACCGGUGGCCGCAAUCUCGAAGGCUAUAAAGAGGCUUCCGCCAACGGGAUGACAUUCGUACCACACCCAUGGGUGGGGAGCUAUGAUGCCUUUGCCUUCCAUCCCCGGACGAUCUGUGCGGACAAGACGAAAUUGAAGGAUAUGGUUGAGAGCUUGAAUUGUACCUUGGGCGUCCUGGGAUCAGAUAACCGUCUUUUGUAUGAGGUCAGGAGGCAGUAUCUCGAGCUCCAGAUGGAGAAUAUUUUUCGGCAAGUUAGGUCUCUCCAUCUCCACAAGGACCCCUUGAGAUUGGGUGAAUGGUCGCAUCGUGUCAACACUGAGGGCCGGAGCUACGUGAUUGAGACUUCCUAG
Linnemannia hyalina is the source of this 465-nucleotide messenger RNA. Lineage: Eukaryota; Fungi; Mortierellomycota; Mortierellomycetes; Mortierellales; Mortierellaceae. The record is from the annotation of a GenBank genome assembly.